AUGGGAUACAUGGCCGCGGCAGUGUCCAGCAUAUGGGCAAAAAAGUGGAAAAUGUGGAAAAUACAGCCAUUCCGCGCAGGCAUGCAGAACAAGCGUGACAACAGUAAAGAUAAACAAUGGAAUAUAAACAACAGGAUAAACAAUAGAAGUCAGGCGAGCAGUGACUCUACCAUAAGCAGUUUAAACAUAAAUAAUGAUAGAUACCAAAGGAAUAAGUACACAUUAGAAUUUACAGUAAUAAAAGAGAAAGUAAAACACUUGUUAGAAUUAGAAACGUACAAACAGCUAGACAUAGGAGAAUUUUCACGGACCUUUGAUAUAGUUUUGACGCAAGGGAGGGAGCGUAUCUCGAAACUACCAGCAAAAGUUAUAAAAAAUAAACUUCGACAGCAUUUAAAACAGCAAGACACAGCUGUAGAAGAACAUGAUAAAAGUUUGCAACAGGUAAUUGAAGCAGCGCAAAGGAGUAAUAUAAAAUUCGAUAAAACAAAAGUCCAAUAUAGAAAACAUAUAGUAGCUUAUGUAGGUUAUAUAUCUUCAAAGAAGAAGAGUAAAACCAUCGCUGAGGAUAAAAUACAGGCGACAAAAGCGCCUAAUAUCGCAGAUAAUAAAAAAGAAUUGGAAAGCAUUCCGGAACCGGCUGUUAUAGUCAGAGCUGAAGAGGUUUUGAUUGUUGUUUUGGUCCUCCUCCUUUGGGCUGCGGCGAUUGCGUUAUUUUUCAAUCGAUGGGGCAAGAUUAGGAUGUUGGAGCCGUAUCAACCGAAAUUUCAACAACACAGACAAAGUUGUACUACGAUUGAACAAAAUCAACUCCAGAAUCGGCGCACGUUCUCGAAAUGUAACAUACCCUGCGGGGACUAUCCGGCGGGACACGAAUUAAGUUACGCUUCGGGUCAGGUACGACCAAGGCAAAACAGUGUGUUCAUUGGAUCUAAUACGUCCUUGCUUCCUGGCGCUCAAGAUAUGCCACGUCGCACGAGAAGCGCGUUCGAUCUUCAAUUCUUGAUGUUUUCGGAGAACAACUCGUGCAGUGAACAGGAUACGUUAAAAAACUUGAAGUCAGCCAACGAGUCCACGAAAUUGUUGCAACGCGAACGAAAGACCAGUAUCUGUCAGUUAGACAGAAUCGAAACGUCCAAGCCUGUCUUUCGAGACAGAGGAAUGAGUGUCUGUCAAUUCGAUGCUUCCUCGAAAUUGUGGCAACGAGAUCGUGGAAUGAGUGUCUGCCACUUCGACAGGAUGGAGGUACUUGCCAGACCGUUGCAAAGAGACCGUGGCGGAAGAAUCUGGCAGUUCGACAGAAUGGACGUGUUGGCCAAUCCGCUGCAGAGAGAUCGCACAGGCAGCGCCUACCAUUUUGACAGAAUGGACGUUUUGGCUAGGCCAAAUUGUUCUUUUGGCAAAUCCUUAUCGAGGGAAAGGCGCGUCAGCAUGUGUAACUUUCAGGAGAAAGACGAGGAAGCAGCGAAAGGUAGUCAAAUGGUACGGCGUUUAAGCAGCAACAACAUUGAGAAGAUCGUCAAGGAGGAGGCGUCCGUCGAAGAAGUCGAAGAGUGUGAAACGGCGAUGCAGCAGAUAUUUCCCAAAUGCACACCCAAAGGAAAUAAAAAUGCUUCCUAUCAAUUGGACCAACCGUCUUGCAGCAAAACUCCUGACGUUGUGUUCGGAUACAAGGCUACUUGCGUGUAGUGUGAGAAGGUUAAACGUAUGACUUAUCAAGGGAGAAUAUGUAUGCUAUACUUGAAAUUUUUGGAGUUAAUUAUCGUUUCAAUUUCAUUCAAUUCGUAUCGAAGGGUACUUGAAUGCAUGUGACAUAUAUUCGAUCACAAUAUGGUAAUAAAUAGAAAUUCUUAUAUCAAAUCGUAUUUAAAUGUAACACUUAUACCGACUGUGUAAUGUUCCAGAAAUGAAAUUAAAAAAUACUCCUUCCUUUUAAACGUACGACUCAUAAAGUUCCGAAAGAACCAAACUCUGUGUAUAUAAUGAUUCAAAGGCGUCUGAUUCCGAGAAUAAUUCUACGACGAAAAAUAUAUUUUAUUAAUGUUAUAAUACUUGGCUCUUUCGGUCGUGUUGUUCUGUGUGAAGGAAUCGUCUGAACAAAUUUGCACCGUGUAACAAAAUAACCACAAUAGAAUUUUAAAGUGUACACGUUGUCAACGCCACGAGAAUUCUAGAAAUGAAUAAUUUCACAUACUUUUCGGGCUGAAAACAACGAUUUUCGACAUUCAAACACCGAAAGAGUUGAAGCAAACGGUUGUAAUAAUCUAGGAAAGUAGUAAAAGAAAUUUAUAAAGGAAGAUGCGAACUAUUUUUUCAAGAAUUGUAAUUUUUUAGACGACUGUUGAAAAGAUAUAAAUUUAUUAACACGUAUUACAAUUUUGGACUUAGUAUGAUAUUAGAAUUUACCAAGCAUUCUGGCAAAAACGGCGUUGAAGGGAACACGAAACAGGGACAAUUAUCUCCGUUACAAGGUUUGUGCCACCUUGUGGUGGGAUAUAACGUUCGAUAAAUACUUCGAAUCCCAAGUUAAAUCCACUACCCAACGUCCACUUCAUAGGUUUUGAAUACUACAAUACAUAUUUAAUCAUUCAUUCAUUCUACUCGCCAAAUAUGAUUUCGAAUCUCAGAAAAAACACUUGCAAUCACUUAAUAGAAUUGUGAGAGUCAAGAAAGCAGUUCCACUUCACUGAAUUUCUAUAACAAUGCGAGCAAGAUUUUACAAAAUUGUAGACGAUAAACGGGAUUCCUAUAAAUUUUAUUUUAAUGUUUGAACGUGUGAAUAUUUCGUUUUGCUUUCAUUUCUAGGAUUGUGUAAUAUUUGUAGAAGAUUUCCAACAUAAAAUUGAAACAAAAAUUUAUAUUUUGUUCAGACUUGGCACAUUUUCUAACAUUAGAAAAUUACAAUUGGGUCGAAAAUGACCGAAAGGACGUACCAAGGUUAAGGAUGGUAUCCAAACAAACUGUUUUAGUUAAUGGAGAAUUGCUAGUUUUCGUUUUGCUUUCAUUUCUAAGGUUGUGUAACAUUUGUAGAAGACUUCCAACAUAAAAAUGAAACAGAAAUUUAUAUUUUGUUCAGACUUGGCACAUUUUCUAACAUCAGAAAAUUACAACUGGGUCGAAAAUGACCGAAAGGACGUACCAAGGUUAAGGAUGAUAUCCAAACAAACUGUUUUAGUUAAUGGAGAAUUGCUAGUAAGUUUUGAACUUUCUGCUAUUUCGGUUAUGAAUAUAAGAGCUUACGGUCAACUCCAUUUAGAUUAGCUGCGUAUAUAAAUGAAAUCUUUUCUUUCAAUGACUACAUUACAUUUGCAACUGGCUCUGUUGAGAUUUGAUAGUGUCCAAUAGUGUUUCCACUCCAUUUCCUUAUUUUUCACUCCAGUAACUCAUAUGGCUUCGUUCUCUUCUGACUCUUGAAGUUUGUGUCAGGUUUUUAGCUAGUUCGUCAAAACGUAUAUAGUUUGUUAUUGUACGCUGUUGGAAAUAAAUGAAAUCUUAAAAGGAAAAUAUAUUUCAGUUUUUAACUCCACGUGCCAAGAGAACAGACGUAUUUCAGUUUUACAGACUACGCGCGCCUGUGCAGUAUUCGUGGACGAUAUAAACUGGUUGCCGUAAAUACUUCUGAAAAUUCAUUGCCAAUGUAGUUGCUAUUAUCACGAUCGCGGAUUACGAGAACGCGUUAAAUGUUCAGAGAAGUCAAUGCAAUUUUCAUGUCAAUUGUGUUUUGUGUCCCAUAAGAACAGAUAUUUACAUGCUCUAUCGUUCCAAAAUGUUUUCAUAAACGACAUUCUGUGUAAUUACGAUUCGUAUCGUCAAUAUACCCGAUCGCAAUUUAUUCGGUUAUCUGUUUUUGCUAAAAUGAUUAUUACUUAUUCGCUUAAAAUUUACAAUUAUCGUCGAGAUAAAUUAUUAUUCGUUUUAAGUUAAUGUCGAUUUAAAUUAAACGU
Messenger RNA from Bombus pyrosoma, 3944 nucleotides. RefSeq lists its product as uncharacterized. The transcript is spliced from 6 exons. Bases 1 to 1689 code for a protein of 562 amino acids. The record is from RefSeq and is a predicted model, not a curated record. Lineage: Eukaryota; Metazoa; Arthropoda; Insecta; Hymenoptera; Apidae.